UUGUGUAACUUUGUGUCCAUCCCUCCAGCUACGUCAGAUGGGACGCGUCAAGGCCUGGAUAGCAUGAGAGGAGGAGUGUGUGCUACGCAAGGCAUGAAGGUGGUCCUGAAAGUGGGACAGAGCCCAUAUGGACUGCCUCCAAAGAAGGAGCCGCCAGCGGGACGCACCACCAACAGAAACCCAGGUGGAACUGGAAACUCCACCCACCCUCGAGGCCCUUUUGGAGAGGAAGGUGGAGAUGAGAAUGGGCCCCUCCAGUCCUCCAACAUCGCUGUCAUCGCGGGCGCUGCAGGAGGCUCCGCCUUCCUCCUGCUGGUCACAGCUGUGAUCUGUGUCGUGUGCUACCGGCGGAGGCACGCAAAGCACUCAGACACCCACCACCCUCCUCUGUCACUGUCCUCCCUCACCAGCCCCAAGCGGGGCGGCGGCGGGGGCAUCUCCAGCUCAAACAACAACGGUUCUGAGCCCAGCGACAUCAUCAUCCCUCUGAGGACGUCGGACUCGGCCUACUGCCCACACUACGAGAAGGUGAGCGGGGACUAUGGACACCCUGUCUACAUCGUCCAGGAGAUGCCCCCUCAGAGCCCAGCCAACAUUUACUACAAAGUAUGA
This is a messenger RNA of Menidia menidia (Atlantic silverside), 612 nucleotides long. Lineage: Eukaryota; Metazoa; Chordata; Actinopteri; Atheriniformes; Atherinopsidae. The record is from the annotation of a GenBank genome assembly.